AGCAGGAAGAGAUCGAGCAAAAAAGCUUUCCAUUUUCAGAUGCUCGCCAUUUGGGGGCGCCCCUUAGUCUUCUCCGCUGAAUUUAGCAACCCCUUUUCUUUCUCUCUCUCCCUAUCUUUGGAAAAUCAAAUCCCCAAAAACCAUUCAUUCAUUCAUAGAUUUUAUAUAUAUAUAUAUAUACACAAUACCCAUCUACUGAUUUUUAAGAUACACCACCCACCCAGAGAUUUCCGCAAGGAAACAAAUCUCUCUUCUUUUUCUUUUGGGUUUUAGUCGGUCGAUUGAUUGAUUGAGGGUUUCUUUCUUUCUUUCUUUUCUGUCAAUCAAUCUGUUGUUCUUGUUUUUGUGCCAAUGGGAAGAGGAAAGAUUGAAAUCAAGCGGAUUGAGAAUACAAACAGCAGACAAGUUACUUUUUCCAAGAGGAGAGCUGGACUUCUUAAGAAGGCUCAAGAACUUGGGAUUCUAUGCGACGCUGAGAUCGCUCUCCUUAUCUUCUCAAGUACCGGAAAGCUUUUCGAGUUCUCUAACCACGAUAUGAAUACAACUCUGUUGAGGUAUAACAAGCAUCAAGUUUCUUCAGAUGAUGCUUUAGCAGAAUUUAAAGAAGAGGAAUCUGGGAUCAACAUUCUGAAAGAGGAGAUUGCUGAUUUGAAACGUAAACAAAUGCAGCUAUUGGGUAACGAUCUAUCUGGAUUAGGCUUAAAGGAAUUGCAUUGCCUAGAACAUCAAUUAAGUGAAGGGCUGUUAUCGAUUAAGGAAAAGAAGGAGCUACUAUUGACUGAACAAUCAAAACAAUCUAUGUUUAAGGAACAAGAAGCUACUAUGGAGAAUAAGACAUUACAAAAACAGGUUAAGGAGCUUCAGAGUUUGUUUUCAUUAAGUCCACAUCCAAUGAAGACUAAUUUGGAAUAUUAUCCAUUGGAGAGAGAUUCUAUGGUUCUUCAGAGUAGUGAAAUUGCUAGCGCAGAAUGCAAUUUUUCCGACGAUAAAGGAGAUUCAGAUAUCAAUUUGGAACUUUCGCUGCAGCAGUCAAAUAUUGAUCCGAAAGUAGCUGAGAAAGAGACUCAAAUGAGUAGCUCCGGCAGUAGGAUGACUAUCCGGUAAUAAACAUGUCCAGUUUCCGGCCAUAUCAUCACCUGUACUUGAGUAGAGAGCUUAUUCUUUAGAAUCAACUUUUUUAACUUUGUACCAAUACAAAGGUGUAGUUCUUGUUUCAUGUCUGAUGAUUCUACAAGAAAGACAAACAAGGUAACAACUUUGGAGUUUUGAUCAUGAUUAUAGCUUAAUCUGAAUUAUCUUUGUUUCAAUAACUAUAG
This is a messenger RNA of Impatiens glandulifera, 1316 nucleotides long. RefSeq names its product agamous-like MADS-box protein AGL15. The transcript has 8 exons. Gene Ontology annotation, molecular function: DNA-binding transcription factor activity, RNA polymerase II-specific; RNA polymerase II cis-regulatory region sequence-specific DNA binding; protein dimerization activity. Bases 352 to 1104 code for a protein of 250 amino acids. The record is from RefSeq and is a predicted model, not a curated record. NCBI's taxonomy places the organism in Eukaryota, Viridiplantae, Streptophyta, Magnoliopsida, Ericales, Balsaminaceae. Gene Ontology annotation, cellular component: nucleus. Gene Ontology annotation, biological process: positive regulation of transcription by RNA polymerase II.